AUGUUUCCAAAGAAAGCGGUCAAUGAUUUGAACAAAAAUGACUUCCUGCAUAAUUUGGACGAAGCUCGCGAAGCUCGUCGUCGCGAAAAACAAAUCCAACAGUCCGUUAUUAUUAUUCAAAAGGUGGUACGAGGUUAUCUCGUGAGAAAAAAAUAUCGAGAUUAUCGAAAAAAUGAACUCAAUCAAAUUUUCUUGGGUUUUACCGAAGCAAAUCCACAGAACUAUCCGCCAUUACAACCAGUUUCAACAAUGUUCACACACCUACAACAUUUUCUUCCAUAUUAUAAUCGAAUGAAAGUCAAAAAUAACUCACCCGAUCUCCAACAAAUGCUGCUAGGGGUACUCAACUACCUCUCGACAAGUCUACUUACUGAUGAUAUGAAUUGCAAUCACAUAGCGACUCUUUUUAUUAAAGAAAUGAAUGGACAAUGGAUGAAAUUCAAUCAAGAUUUAUUAGUACUUGCCUUGAAAAUACUUGAAACUACUGAACUGCUAACGACCGUUGACAUCAAAUUGUUCAUGGCUUCAUUGAAUUUUAUCUAUUUGAUAACCGAUUGCCAAAGUUGGAGAGCUUUACAGAAAAGCAUGAACGAACUUCUUCUUAAAACAAUACUUGCGAUCGAACGUAGUUAUCUAAUUCACCUCGGUCAACAUAAUCUUCUGAAAAUUCUCAAAAUUGCAAUGAUUCGCUGUAUGCAACGUCGCUUGGAGUCAUCGAUCUUUUCUAACAUUGCCACUUUGUCUUUCAAACUGCUGCUAAAUAGUGACUUGAAUCGAACGCAUGUUGUUUUAUUAUCUCAAACGAUUUUUACUAUUCCAACGUUCAUCACCAUGUGUCACGAAACUUCACAUAAAACAUUUCAAAUGGUUUGUCAGAAGGAUUUAUUCAAUCAUCUUAUUUGUAUAUAUAGUGUCAAAGAAUCUCUUGUAAAUACGCACGAUUCUAUCGAUAUAAUCGAAUUAUGCUACACAUUAGGAAAUCUGGUUGCUCUUGCCAGUAUCGAUCCAAGUCAAAUUGAGACCUUGAAACAACCAUUUGUUCAAAGUCUUUUCAACAUAUUGGAUCUAUGUCAACAACGACAAAGCACGGGUGAACAGAAUAAUAAACAAUCGAAAUCAACAAGUGUUUGGCAUCCAAUCAUUGGCCAUGUUCGCGGCAAAACAAGUGGAAUGACUGUGUCAAAUCAAGAAGUUGUUCAACGUGUCAUCGCCCAGUAUAAAUAUCUUUGGUCAAAAUCUUUUGUCAACAUGCUGUUUGAAUCGAUUCCGACGGCGUCAUCAACUAGUCAAUCAUCAGUAAUCAAGAAAGAAACGAAUAUCAUUCGAGCGAAAUUUGAAAAGUUAUUUCAUACAAAGACGACGGUGGAGAAGUUAAUUACAGAUGAUUUAACUCAAUCGAUUUGUCGCAUAACGACAUUUUAUCAGAAACUAAUUCAAACACUAACUGAAUUAAGACUACAAAUACUCUGUGCUUUGUCAUUACAAGACAGUCUAAUUAGUAGUUUAUGGCAGUUUUUAAACAAUAUCGGUCCAACAUGUGGCUUGAAAGAAUUAACAAAAAUUUACGAAAUUAAUAAAGAUGAACAUCAACCAAUCUUCGAUCUACUUCAAUUAUUUUGUAAUUUAUGCUCAUAUUUAGCGACAAUUUUAGACGAAGAAGAAAUGUACAAAGAUCAGAAGUAUUUGGAACUUGAAUCUUGGUCACAAUUAUGUUUAUUUCUGAAUCAGUUUGUAUACCGAAUGAUUCGCGUUGAGUUUGUACGAACCACGGCGACAUCACCGAAACUGAAACUAGAAACUAGUCAGUUGUAUAAAACUUUACAUCAACUUUUAAUACUCCUUCAUGAAAGAAAUUCAAGAAAAUCUUUCGUACCGGACUCGCAUUGGUUAAUUCGUGAUGUCAAAUCUUCAUCGUCCUUUAUGGCUGAUCUGGAACAUACGGAAUCGUGCGCAUUUUAUCUUCUCGAACAAAUUCCACAUAUCUUAACAUUCAAAGACCGUGUGAAAAUUCUUCAAAUGUUCAUUGAACGUGACAAGGAAAAAGAAUCUAAUGAGUACUCUACGUCUCGAUAUCAUAUGAAGAACUAUUAUGAGAUUCAUCGUACAAAUCUUUUCGGUGAUGCUUUUCGUUCGUUGCAAAAUGCUUCGUCAACAACUUGGAAAAAUACGAUUCGAAUUAGUUUUAUCAAUCCUCAAGGUCUUGCGGAAGCUGGUAUUGAUCAAAAUGGAAUAUUUAAAGAAUUUAUUCAAGAAGUUAUACGACAAGCAUUCGAUCCUUCNCUUUUCGGUGAUGCUUUUCGUUCGUUGCAAAAUGCUUCGUCAACAACUUGGAAAAAUACGAUUCGAAUUAGUUUUAUCAAUCCUCAAGGUCUUGCGGAAGCUGGUAUUGAUCAAAAUGGAAUAUUUAAAGAAUUUAUUCAAGAAGUUAUACGACAAGCAUUCGAUCCUUCGUUUAAUCUCUUUCGAGUAACAGAGAAUCGUACUUUAUAUCCAUCGCCCAUAUCUGAUCGCACAGAAAAUUAUUUAUAUCUUUUCAAUUUCAUUGGCAAAAUCUUGGGCAAGGCUGUCUAUGAACAAAUUGUUCUUGACAUUGAAUUAGCUCCAUUCUUUUUACGUCAUUUAAUUUCACGAAAAAAUCUGAACUAUUCAUGUUUUGAUGAUUUAAUGUUUCUCGAUCGAGAUCUGUACAAUAAUCUGAAUUUUAUCAAGCAUUACGAUGAUGAUGUAUCAUCGUUAGCGUUAACUUAUUCUAUCGAUGAAGAUGUUCUGGGCGAAUUAGUAACUUAUGAUAUCAUUCCGUGUGGACGGCAUAUCAAUGUGACAAAUGACGACAAAAUCGUUUAUAUCCAUCGUAUGUCUAUUUAUCGAACAUAUACGCGUAUCAAGAAUCAAAUCAAAGCAUUUACUGAAGGCUUUAAAACUUUAAUGAAACCGGAAUGGAUUAACAUGUUUUCCGUUCCGGAACUGCAACAAUUGAUAUCAGGAGAAUCAUCCGAUAUUGAUUUAGAAGAUUUAAAAUCGAAUAUUGUUUACCAGGGUGGUUAUCAUCGAACGCAUCCAGUUAUAAAAUGGCUUUGGCAAAUACUCGAACAAGAUUUCUCUCGAGAAGAACGAGCACUUUUUCUGCGUUUUGUUACAAGUUCGAGUCGUGCACCAUUACUUGGCUUUCGUUNUUUUCUUAUAAAAUGGCUUUGGCAAAUACUCGAACAAGAUUUCUCUCGAGAAGAACGAGCACUUUUUCUGCGUUUUGUUACAAGUUCGAGUCGUGCACCAUUACUUGGCUUUCGUUCACUGAAUCCUCCAUUUACUAUUCGUUGUUUGGAAAGUUCUGAACAUGAAGAAGAAGGUGACACACUAGGAAGAAUAUUUCGUAAUAUGAUAAGUAUUAAUCGCACGUCAUCCGAACGGCUUCCGUCAAGCUCAACAUGUUUCAAUUUGUUAAAAUUACCCAGUUAUAAAACUCGACGAAUUCUUUUGGAUAAAUUACGUUAUGCCAUUCAAGCCAACGCCGGGUUUGAACUUUCCUAA
This is a messenger RNA of Adineta ricciae, 3528 nucleotides long. NCBI's taxonomy places the organism in Eukaryota, Metazoa, Rotifera, Eurotatoria, Adinetida, Adinetidae. The record is from the annotation of a GenBank genome assembly.